AUGGCAGGCGGCUCGCGCUCUCGAUCGCCUCGUCGUGAUGGGCGAUUGGACGAUGCAGAUGGCCGCCGAGAUCACGACAGAGCAGGCGACCGAGAUCGACGCGGCGCUGACCGGGAUGGUGACCGCGAUCGAUACCGCGACCGCGAUCGACGUGAUAGAGACCGAGACCGAGACCGAGACCGAGACCGGGAUAGGGACAGAGACAGGGAUAGAGACCGACCCCGUCGGCCACGGGGCACGGGUGGGUUUCGUUGGAAAGACAAGCGAUCCGACAACCUAGGCGAGGACGACAACCGUCGCGGCGGAACGUUGGAGCGCGGCUACCGGAAUCGAUCGCCACGUCGAGACCGGGACCGAGACCGAGAACGCGACCGUCAAGGGAGAGACGGCCGGGAUGACCGCAGGGACAAUUCAAGGAGAGACCAAGACCGCAGCAGCAGACCAACGGCGUCUUCCUCGGCCGCCCCUGCAGCAGCACCCGCACCCUCUGGGCCGGGCGAGGAGAUGAUUGUCGUCCACAUCAACGACCGUCUCGGUACCAAAGCAGCCAUCCCAUGCUUCGCCUCGGACAAGGUUCGCGAGUUCAAAAUCAUGGUUGCCGCCCGCAUCGGACGCGAGCCCCAUGAGAUCUUGCUCAAGCGACAGGGCGAAAGGCCAUUUAAAGAUCAGUUGUCGCUUGAGGACUAUGGCGUGAGCAACGGUGUGCAGCUUGACUUGGAGGUCGACACGGGUGACUAA
Pyricularia grisea is the source of this 738-nucleotide messenger RNA. RefSeq lists its product as uncharacterized. Gene Ontology annotation, biological process: protein modification process; mRNA splicing, via spliceosome. Gene Ontology annotation, molecular function: protein tag activity. Bases 1 to 738 code for a protein of 245 amino acids. Gene Ontology annotation, cellular component: nucleus; cytoplasm. The record is from RefSeq and is a predicted model, not a curated record. Lineage: Eukaryota; Fungi; Ascomycota; Sordariomycetes; Magnaporthales; Pyriculariaceae. The transcript has a single exon.